Molecule: messenger RNA, 1540 nt
Organism: Populus trichocarpa (black cottonwood)
Lineage: Eukaryota; Viridiplantae; Streptophyta; Magnoliopsida; Malpighiales; Salicaceae
Product: tyrosine--tRNA ligase 1, cytoplasmic
Exons: 10
Coding region: 180-1334 (384 amino acids)
Biological process (GO): tRNA aminoacylation for protein translation
Molecular function (GO): tyrosine-tRNA ligase activity; ATP binding
Source: RefSeq, a predicted model, not a curated record
AAAGGAAAAUAGAACUAAAUAAAUGGUCUUCUAUCUCCUAGCUGGAUUUAGACAAGGAGUAGGUCUAGGGCUUUUUCAUCUGAAACCAGCAAGAUUCUCAAUCUCAAGCCGCCCCCUUUUAUUUUCUCUGUUAACUAAAAAAGACAAGACCUUUCCAUUUCUUCACAUCAGCAGCAACAAUGGAAGAGAAUGACCAAACCCCUCCAUCUGAAGAGAUGCAAUCCCUCACUGUCACCCCUUCAGCUUCAUCCUCAUCAAAUCCCACUACACCGCAGUUGUUAAGUUUAGAGGAAAGGUUUCAACUUGUGAGAAGCGUUGGUGAAGAAUGUAUCCAAGAAGAUGAACUACGUAAUCUUCUCGAGAAAAAACCACUACCCAUUUGCUAUGAUGGUUUUGAACCUUCUGGGAGAAUGCACAUUGCUCAGGGAGUCAUGAAGACAAUAAAUGUCAACAAACUGACUAAAGCUGGUUGCAAAAUGAAAAUUUGGAUUGCUGAUUGGUUUGCACAGCUUAAUAACAAAAUGGGAGGAGACUUGAAGAAAAUUAAAACUGUGGGGGAAUAUCUUAUAGAGAUAUGGAAGGCAGUUGGGAUGGAUAUUGAUGGAGAUAAGGUUGAAUUCCUGUGGUCUUCGGAUGAAAUUAACUCCAGAGCUCAUGAGUACUGGCCUCUAGUUAUGGAUAUAGCCCGCAGGAACAAGCUUCCUAGGAUAAUGAGAUGUGUUCAAAUCAUGGGACGUAGUGAGCAGGAUGAGUUAACAGCAGCCCAGAUUUUCUAUCCAUGCAUGCAAUGUGCAGACAUAUUUUUCCUCAAGGCUGACAUUUGUCAAUUGGGCAUGGAUCAACGGAAAGUAAAUGUCCUUGCAAGAGAAUACUGUGAUGAUAUCAAGAGGAAAAAUAAGCCUAUCAUUUUAUCUCAUCACAUGCUACCUGGUUUACAGCAAGGGCAAGAAAAGAUGUCUAAAAGUGAUCCAUCUUCUUCCAUCUUCAUGGAGGAUGAAGAGGUAGAGGUAAAAACUAAGAUAAAGAAGGCAUACUGCCCCCCACAAAUUGUUGAAGGAAAUCCUUGUCUGGAAUACAUUAAACACAUUGUUUUCCCGUGGUUCAAUAAGUUCAAGGUGGAACGGAAUCCAGAAAAUGGUGGAGAGAAGAUCUACGAAAGCUUUGAAGAACUUGUCUCUGACUAUGAAAGUGGCGGAUUACAUCCGGGUGACCUGAAACCAGCUCUUGCAAAAGCAUUAAAUAUGAUACUUCAGCCUGUACGUGAUCAUUUUAGCAAAGAUCCCAAGGCAAAGGAUCUGUUGAAACGAGUCAAGGGUUAUAGGGUAACAAGGUGACGAGGAAGAGAAUGUGAUUCCCUAUCAAUGCCGAACUUGGAAUUAUACUUCCAAUACAUCUAAAUAUUGCUAAAUGCUUAUUUGAUAAAGAAUCUUGUUAAUGUUUUGGGGUUAUUUUUUAGAUUUUGAAAGUUGUAACCAAUCACUACCUAGUGCCAACAUUGUAUUUGUAUUCAUCAGAAAACCUUGUUUCUCCCUUUUAUUUA